AUGUCCACCUCGUCCACAUGUCCCAGCUGCAAUACGCCCAACCACGCCUCUCACAUUCCCAACCCCCAUGCGACGAAGUAUCAUCCUGGCGAUAUAUGUGCUAUCCAUGAACAUGUUUCAACGGCGGUCUAUCAUUUCUUUGAAGCUAGCAAUAAGGUCCCUGGCAGUCGCGCAUUCUCAUCGACGAUAACCUGGGGAUCGUUCAGCUCCUUGGGGAAAUGGUCCAAAAAAGAGCCAGUGGACGCCAGGCCGGGCAUAAUCCUGGACGAAACGGACAUCCCCCCGCCGCCGACCGGUGUGCGGGUAUGCCUAUCGGCGACGCUUGACGGCGAGACCCGCGACAACGUCCUCCCGAAAAUUCUUCAGCUCAUAUGCGUUCCCCUAUCACCUCACGCUCUCGCACGCCAAGGGAGGAUGCACUAUCACACCAUCCCCGAAUGGCCCAUAGAGGGCGCCUGGCUCAUUGCGAGUCCAUUCGUCUCGCACGGGCGUGUCGACGGCAGGUGGGAGGACAGACGUCCGCAGGGAUCCCCCGAAGGAUCUUUCAAACUCAGUCCCCAGGACACUGCCUCUCUCAUCCGGCUUUGCAAUCGAAAGCUAUCGCAAUGGGAGGCUGCCUGUUUGGCUGAUGAGAACCUCGCCGAUAAAUCCUGGAAAGCGUAUAAGGAAUCGUUGCAAAAUUCCAUCCAGGGGCGAGAGCGCCGUUCUCAGGACGCCGCACCACGGGCUGACGCAGGGCCCUCUCGAAGCCCCCACGAGAAUUUCUAUCCUGCCCGAGCUGAGCCAGCGAAGCAGCUUGUAACGUUCAAAUGGCUGACCAAGAAACACGGCAAAAAGGGAUUGAAGGGUGCUAAACGCGCUGCAACUGCUGCGUCAGUAGCACCCCAAGUCUCGGUGGCACAGGCUACUUUGGAGACGGCAGAUGCUACGAGAGCGCCUUCGCCUGCGGCCAGUACGCAGUCCAAGCCGAAGCACAGCCCGCGCAACGCAUUGCGCAAGCUCUUCUUGGUUUCGAAGUCCACGCUGAACCUCCCGGGGUGA
Molecule: messenger RNA, 1041 nt
Organism: Trametes versicolor FP-101664 SS1
Lineage: Eukaryota; Fungi; Basidiomycota; Agaricomycetes; Polyporales; Polyporaceae
Exons: 5
Coding region: 1-1041 (346 amino acids)
Source: RefSeq, a predicted model, not a curated record